AUGCCAGCGUGUAUCGAUAUCGAUGAUGAAUUGAGCGGGAACAAAAGAAAGUCUGAAGAACAAUUGCACUGCGCUGAAAUCGAAAAUUACGUCGGUGGGUUAGGACCAGUUCAUAAUCCACCGCCUAAAAAGAAAUCCGAUUUUGAAAUAAUGGAAGAGGGAAACGAUGCUACCGAUGAUCAACAGAAGAUAAAAACUCUGGAUAAUCCGGAUCUCGGAAGUACCGAUAUUUUCGUUGGCCAAUGUCAAGAUUCGUCGGAAGACCACUACGAAACAGCACCAGAGGAAGUCGAAGAUUCUCAGAAAAAUUCUGAUGUUUUCGAAAGAAAAUGUGAUAAUGACGGAAAUGAAUUGAAGAAAGUCGAACAAAUCGACAAUGGAUCAAUAAAAACCUUAGGAAAAAUUCUUAAUCAUGAAAAAUCCGGACCAUUGGAAGCGGAUGCAAACGUGGAAGAGGAAUCUGGAAGCGUUAUGGAAGUGGAAGAAGAAUUAGAAUGGAAUAACUAUAACGAAUCACUGAACAAGCUUUUGAAAAAUGCAAUUUCCAAUCGGCCAACUUUUCCACCAACUUCUGCCCAAUGUGGAGAAAAUGAAGAUAUUGUCUACGUACAAAUCCCUGGAUUCGAUGAUAAGAAAAAUGAUCAAGCUAAUGAGGAGAGUGAGCAGUAUUUAACACACAACAAAGAAUUAUUGUUUCAACCAUGGUUCCCAUACAAUGAUAAUAAAGAAACAUUGGCGAAAAAGGAAAUAUUUGACAAAUUUAGUAAAAUUUAUCUGUCCGUUGCCGACGAUGGUUAUUCUGCGUUUGAAACGUUUCUAUGGGACAUGCGACAAAUCCCAUCAAUUUCCAGAAGAUCGUUAUUCGCGUUGAAGCGAUAUUUCCAAAAAAGGGAGAUGUCCGGUCACGGUUUGGAAACAAUCGAACUUUUCAAGUUCAUUGUGAAAUUAGCAAUACGAGCUCAAGCAAUACUUCCAAAGAUCAAAGACUUGCAAUUCUUUGUUUCAUGCGAUUUGCGAAUCGAACAAGCGCCUGCUUGUAGUCAAAUGGAUUUUGCAAACAAGUGUAUAGGAGGCGGUGUACUAACAUUUGGAGGAGUUCAAGAAGAAAUUCGGUUUCUAAUGUGUCCAGAAAUGCUUGUUUCAUUAGUUCUUUGCGAAGAAAUGAAUCCCAACGAAGCGAUUUUUAUAGUUGGAGCUCAGACUUACAGUUCUUAUGAGGGAUAUGGAGAAUCUCUAAAAUGGAAACCACUUCAGCCACAUGAUGCGGAAGCAAACUCUAUAAAAGACAGAUUCGUACGAAUUUGUGUGGAACUUGUUGCCGUUGAUGCAAUAAACUUUUCCAAAAUGAGAGGACAACAAUUCAGCUCAAAUUAUAUUUGCAGAGAAUUAAACAAGCUUCUUGUGGGAUUUUCGACGAGUGUUCAUCCGAAGCCUCCCCUCAUCACGGGAUGGUGGGGAUGCGGCGUAUUUGGAGGAGAGAAACAGCUUAAAUCUUUGUUGCAAGUGAUUGCAGCGGCAAUUACACGGCGUCCUUUAGUUUUUUGUACAUUCUACGACUCUAAAUCGGCGAAUCAAUUGCGCAGAAUGGUUGAAAACCUUCAGAAUCACGAUCUUACUUUAGGGACCAUUUUCAAGGAAAUUGUCUCAUUUUCGGAUUAUAAACAACAGAAUGAGAAAAGCAGUUUGUUCGACUAUCUCUACACUAAAUUCCCGUUAAGAAAUUCGUAA
Caenorhabditis bovis is the source of this 1728-nucleotide messenger RNA. NCBI's taxonomy places the organism in Eukaryota, Metazoa, Nematoda, Chromadorea, Rhabditida, Rhabditidae. The record is from the annotation of a GenBank genome assembly.